Molecule: messenger RNA, 1053 nt
Organism: Sordaria macrospora k-hell
Lineage: Eukaryota; Fungi; Ascomycota; Sordariomycetes; Sordariales; Sordariaceae
Source: RefSeq, a predicted model, not a curated record
AUGCGGUCAUUCGUCAUGGCGGGCUCGCACCCUAUUUGGUGCUUCAUCACUCCUCUCUUAUUGACCUCAACUUUGGCCCAAGCUGCUCGUGAAGCUGUUCACAAGCCUCAAUACGUCCAGGAGCCCACCAUUGUCGAGUUCGACGGCAUUUUCCCCGUCAUCGAAGAAACCUACGCCCCAGCCUCCGCCUUCCCGCUCGUCCUGGCUGUCCAGAACGCCACAGCAGCCCUUGCACUCCGUCCCCAAGUGUAUUGGUAUCUUCGAACGGUGCCGGAGGAUAUGCACCACGAGGAUCCAGCCACUCUCGAGUACUUGUUUAAGCAGCCCGCUAUCGAGUCGGGCGUCAUGACCGAGCUAGGCUGGAGUCUGCCCGACGGUGCCCCGUCCAACUUCUCAACCGACAACCUUAAGGACGGCGUCUACUACUACACGGCCUGGACGGGAAUGCUCAACGACACGGUGCCCGAGGGCGUAUAUUCCGUCACGUGGCUCAUCAACUACGUAAACUGCACCGACCUCGUGGACCCAGAUUGGCAAUCCAACCCGUCGUCGGCGAGCCUGGUGGUGCACCACACCUUUUACGUCGAGAAGGGCAACAAGGGCACCGCCAAGAAACCCGACCUGAGCGAGCUUGCGGCCUCUUCUCCCGAUUGCCCGUACUACAGCACUGUAGUCCAGGUCCUGGGCGAAGCGUGGAUGGAGGAAGGGCAUGAUGGUCAUGAUUAUCACAUUUGUGCCCGGCUGGCGGGUUGGGGAACUUUUUCGUUGCCGCGGGAUAGCUCGUGUCAGGCUAAGCUUGGUCUAGAAGCUGCGGCGAGUAUUUCGGCUGGGGCGCCGACAGGAUUCGAACUUGCGGCGACGGCGACGACGACGGCGACAGCGACAACGCCGGCAGUAACAGUGGCUAGUGGCUCAGCUGAGUCUGCCGCAAUUGCGGAGGAGCCGAAGAAGGAAAGUCGGGCGUGUAGGGCUGGGCCGGGGUCGUCGUCGUCAUUGUUGGGGUCGUGGGUAGCGGUAGGGGUAGGGCUCAUCACGCUUUUCAUGGUGGUGUGA